AUACGAUUGACGCUGACGGAGUGAAAAAAGAAAGAAGAAUGGAUUUCGGUAGCGCACCACGGAUGGAUUUCGGGCAGGGAUGAUGGAUGCAGUGUUGGGCGGGACUAUGGGCGUGCUGAAACAAGAAGUAACCACGGUGACAGAAAUGAUUGACAAGCUGAAGGGCAGAGCUCUUCCAGAAAACAGCCUAGCUAGAAAUCUUGGCAGCGAAACUAACAGUAAAAAUGAAUCCUAUGGAUGUCGCCAUUGCCAGGAAAAAUUUUCGACACUGUUGAGUCUUCAGCAGCACAUCGUAUGUGAUCACACAGAGGAACUAAGGACGGAAUUAAACCAAUAUCAGAGCAAGAGGCAACGGCCCAUGGACGACGGUAGUGCAAUCCAUCCGAAGAAACGUAAGAUAUUAGAAGCCGUGAAGGCUUCACAGGAAUGUACACAGGAGGGCGGAAAGGUCAAGAAUUUGGAGAAUGGAUUUCGGAGUAAUGAUGACGACGACGAUGAUGAUGAAGAUGAUAGAUUAGUCAUCAGCACCUCACCCCCACUUCCGGAAAACAAUAGUAAUGACUCCUCAACUGUGGAUGAGUUUACAUCAUAUACCCAUAAGAAGUUGAAGAGGAAAGAUUAUUUUGAGACCAAAGGUGAAGGGAAGAAAGAGGAAGCGAACUUGAGAAAGGAGUAUGAGAAAAUCAUUAAUAGAGCCAAGAAGGAGAUUGACCAAGAAAAUAAUGAAAUCCGGGAAAAAUUAAAAAAGUCCAAGUUACUGUAUGCCACCUCAAAGUUUCCGGGGCAUGUCCAGACUGAUGCACCACCCGAGCAGAUAAAUACUACCCAACCAGGUCACAUGUUUGGUGGCACUUAUAACAUGCCACCCCAAGAAAACAGAGUGCCUUAUCCUCCAAUGCCAGCAAAUCCAGGGAGCCAACAGCCCAUGUACCCAGCCAUAAAUAUGAACAUGUAUGGAAACUUUGCCAUGCCCAUGAACUUUCCUCAUCAUCCUAUGAUGUUUAUGAAUCCAGGGAUGUUUAUGCCUCCCAUGACCUCAAGUCAACCUACAAAUUACAUUCCUCAAGCAAGUCCAAUUCCAACCUCUCCUUUGCCUUCUAAAGUUGCUUCCGUCUCAAGCCCCAAGAUGUCACCAAUUAGAAAUGAGUCGCCAAAACCGGAGAAACCUAAGCCAGCACGCCCUAAACCAAACCGCCGAAAUCAAAAGGCAGAAAGAAAGGGAAGUUUAUCUGAUGAUAAAAGUCAGUCAGAUGAGAAGAGCGAAGUUGUUGAGAUUUAUGAAUGUAAAGUUUGCAGCAGAAAGUUCUCGCAGGUUGGAAACUUUCACAACCACAUGAAGCUCCACAAUGAGAAGUCCUGUAGUUGUGGCAUCUGUAAGGUUGAAUUUAGUGACAGUUAUGAACUACAGCGACAUAUGAGGACCACCCAUACCGGGAGCAUGCCGUAUAAAUGUAAUGAGUGCGAUCGAGAAUUCAGCCAGUACAAUAAUUUGCGAAGACAUCUUCGGGUUCAUAGCGGGAAGUCGUACAAGUGCCAUAUUUGCGGUAGAAGCUUCAACGAAGUUUUUUACUUGGAAAUGCAUAUAGGUUCUCACACGGGAGAGAGAACGUACAAGUGUGGGGUUUGUAAUCUGACUUUUCGAGAUAAUGCCGAACUUCAGAAACACGUAAAAACUCACAGCGCGGACGAACUCCAUACUUGUGAUGUCUGUGGAAAGUCCUUCAGCAAAGCCUGUGUUCUGCGCCAGCACAAGAAGAUGCAUUUAGGAAUCCGUCCAUACAAAUGUAACAUUUGUGAAAAAGCCUUCAUUCAUCGCCAUCAUUUAACCAUUCACAUGCGCAUGCACAAUACCUCUAAGCCAUACACUUGCAAGUUUUGCCACAGGGAAUUUACCCAAACUAGUCACCUGUAUAAGCACAUUGAAAAACAGCAUGAAGAGGAAAUCGGGAAAGCUGUUGAUCUCAAACUGAAAACCGGAAAGAAGGGCAUUCCGUCUGCCGCAGAAAUCGAAGAAUUAUUCUGCAAGAUACAGAGUCCGUCCAAUAUGUCAUCUGCGAGUGUUGACAGUGGAAACGUGGAUAACGUAGGAAGACCCAGAAGUGACUCCAAUGUCAGCCAAGCAGAUUCAGCUAUAUCACUGCCAAGAUCCAAUGUGAGUCAGAUUUCUGUGGAAACUCCACCUCCUCAUGAAUAUUCAUCAACUCCUCAAUAUUCACCCAUAUCUUCAGCCUCUAGUCAGUGUGAUAAUGAAAUCAGGUCUCACACGCCAACCAAUGAAUUCCUUCAAAUGGACACAAAAUCUGGAAGUGUUCCACCAAUGGAAACACCUUAUGACCAGUCAGUAAAAGAUGUUAAAAAGGACCUAUUGUCUCAUACAAACACUCAGGAAUACUCUACAGGAAUUCCCCACCAAAGCAAGAAUAAUAUGCUCAUCACAGACCAAAGUCAAAAUGUCCCUAAGUAUGAUACAGAUAACAUUAAGAGUCCAUGUUUUAAAACAGAGAAGUAUGAUAUUUCUCUUGAUAAUGGUCGAAUAACAGAUACAGAUCAAGUUUCCCAGGAUUCGAAGAUGUGUGCCAAGAAUUCAAGCCUGAAGUCCGCAUCUUCUCCCUGUUCAAGUUUGUCGUCUGACUCGGCAGUGGCGAUAUCAGACCAAGCAAGCCCUCCUUCAGCUAUUUUAAGUCCCGAUCAAGCCAGCCCCCCUUCAGCCAUUAUAAGUCCGGACAGAAUCAAAGAAGAGAAACUGGAAGGAAAAGAAGAAAAACCCAAAAAGAGAAGAAGGAGGAGAAAGAAAGGUGAGAUGCACAGUGAAAUUGCUCCCAGCAACAAUGUUCAGGUCCCAGCUACAGAGAACCAGAUUUCUGGCAUGCCCUCUAUGAUGCCAAGCAAUCCUACAGACAUGCAACAGAUGUACCUUCUACAGAUGCAGCAUCUCCAAGGCAUGCAUAUGGCUCUGUUUGCCAAUGCCAUGGCUAAUCAGACAUAUCCAAAUGCACCAGGGGCCAAAUUCAAUACUCCCGCCACAACUUCCAAUGGGCUGCCACCUUCCUUUGGAUAUGGAGGUCCAAUGAACAUGUUUCCACAGGCAACUCAGCCACAGGUGUUUUCUCCUCAAGUUUCCCAGAGCGGAUUCCGCAACCCAAGCAUGGAGGCAAACAGACCCAUGGACUUAAGCGUGGAGAAAUAGUGUUUUUUUCCUCUUCAGUAGUUGAAACGUUGUUUGCUCAAAAUAUAGGAUUCCUUAACAAUACUAUUUAUAGAGGCAAAUAGACCCAUCAAUUUAAUAGUGGAGAAAACACAUGAUGUUUUUCACCUCUUCAAAAAUUGAAAAUUGUUUGCUCAAAAUCUAGGAUUUAAUAUACCUAUGUGUUUAUGAUGCUAUUGCUUUUGUGGUACAUGAAAGACCUUUUUGUAGUAGAUAAAUAUAAUUAUUUAUUAAUUUUUACUUAUUACUGCAGGUCGGCCAGAUUUUUAUGUAAGUGAAGUGUUCAAGCAUUUUAUGUAAUCGCAAUUAAUUAAAUUUUUCCAUUUAGGAAUCCUUAUACAUUUAUUUUAAAAAAGAACUAAAUGCAAUUAUCACUUUCUUUGCCAAUUGAUUUUUUAAAGUAGGUUGUUCGAUAUUCUGUGUUCAAUAAAACAAUUUAAUUUUUUACUGUAAACCAAACCAACCUUUGCUCAAAAUGCUUUCAAAUAUGCAAAUUGUAUAACUGUGUUCAACCAUGUUGCCUUCCCAGAGCAUUUUUCUAUUUUGUCAAAAUGCAUGUAGGUAGAGUUUAAAAUCAAUCAUUUCAUUCCAUUUAAUUAUUUCACACAUUCAUAAAAUCAUUUGCAAGCUUUGAAACUCAGGAUUUUUGCACCAUCCUUUCUUUAUAAGAAGGAAAUAUUUAAUUUAGCAAAACUAUAGCAAUAUUUUUUUUAUUUCUCUGUGCCAUAUUGGAGAAUAUAUUUGCCUUUACAUUCCUAUAAAGUAUUGUUUAUAGGUGAGAGAUAAUAUGUGCCGUAAUAUGCUUGAGAUAAAAAAAAGUGUUUAAGUAAUAAUCGAAAUAUUUUUCUUUCUAUGUUGUGUGUAUGUGAAUUUUUGCAGCUACUUUUACUUUCACUUUUGAAAGUUCAGUUUCAAGUUACAUUUUUUUUAUGUCUAUACAAACUAAAAAGAAUACAAAUGUGUUCAGAGUAAUCAACAUUCAAAAGAUGCAUGAAUUCCAUAAAUGUAAGGAAAUAUUUUUUACUAGUCAGGAACGUGCCAUAAUACAUAUUUGUUCUCCUUUGAUGCACUGUUCAUGGAUGUAUAAGUAAAAGAAUAUGCACAAAUCUCAUUUCUUAGUUUAUUUGCCAAAAUUUAUUGAUUUUUAAAGAAACUUUGGCUCAUAUAGAAAAAAAACUGUUUUAACUUAGAGGAGUUUUUCAAAUCAAGGUCACAAAAUUAACUUGUUUUUUUUUUUUUUUUUUAGAUAAUUAUAAAGUAACUCCUCUCAUGUCUUUAACUCUAUAUUGGAAGUUAAAAAGGAUUUUUUUUUCAACAACUGCUCAGGUGGUUCAUUUUUCCUGCCAUAGUUUGUAUGCAGUGUGUGAUGUAUUUAUUGUACAUUAUUUGUCUUAUUUUGUUUUUUAAACUGCUGAGUAUGUUGCUCAUUUUGGUGUAAGAAUGUUGUUUGUUUAUACCGAAUGUCUCGCAUUUUUUCUUUGUAACCUGUAAGAGGUGAAAAAAAUAUUCAAAAGGAUGUGUGAAUGAAGUUGAUAUACACUGUAUUGUAACAUUGUGUGAAUGUACCGUAGCUUUUUCCCCAUGUUUGUUCUCAAGCCAUGCUUACAGGUUAUUACAAUUUGGCAUUUCAGUCCAUGCAGAAUUUUGAUACAAUAUCCAUUUUAUGAUUUUAUCCUUUUGUAUGAAUUAAUGCUGUUUAUUCUAAUAAGUAAUAAGAAAUGAAAAUAUCAAAGUUUAUUGCAUAUAUUUAUAUUUUUAACAUCUUGCACAUUGAAAAUGAGUAUGAUUAAAUGAAAGUAGAAUGAUUGAUUAUGUAUUUUGAUCUUGAAUGCUUAAAGAUUUUAAAUUUUUUUUCUAAAAAUUUUUAUAUCCCUUAAUUAUUUGAAUCUGACUCGAAUGAAUAUGUGCCAAUUGCGAAGAAGUGUCUUGUGUCAUCAUUCAUAAAUUGAUCUCAAUAUAAAUCCAAGUACGCAGUCCAGAAUUUUAAAGAAUAUUAUUGGGUAAAAAUUUCGUCCAAUGAGAAUCACUUUUUUGAUUUCACCCUCAUUUUCAUCCAAUCAGAAUCAUAUUUUUCAUUUUCAUCAUCCAUCAACCAAGUUGAGCCAUUUUUUUGCAUUCCAUAAUGAAUUUUAUAUACUAUUUUUUAUCAAAAUGUAUUUAUGUAUGAUAUUUUGUACCAAAAUAUUCAUAUUGUAGUUAGUAAUUCAUUUUAUGAUCUCAAAGAUUUUUUUAUUUGUUUCGAAUGUCAGUCAGGUUUGUAGUAUAAAAAAUACAUUUGACUGGUUGCAAAUUGUAUGUAUACAUUGACAGACAAAUAUUU
Saccostrea cuccullata (small rock oyster) is the source of this 5525-nucleotide messenger RNA. Its product is annotated as zinc finger and BTB domain-containing protein 38-like. The record is from RefSeq and is a predicted model, not a curated record. NCBI's taxonomy places the organism in Eukaryota, Metazoa, Mollusca, Bivalvia, Ostreida, Ostreidae.